UGUGUGUUGUUAGUUGGAACGCAAAAGUUGCUUAUCAGCAUCAACAGUUAUUCUCGCAGCUGUGGUGGGUGCCGCCAAGCCAAGUUCAAGCUCAGUCGCAAGAUGAGAACGCAGUCGCUUGCAUUGCUCAGCUUGAGCCUGUGGGUCAUCAUCAUCAGCAGCAGCUUCGAUGCGGUGCUAAGCAAGCGUUAUAUGCGCUGCGAGUUGGCCCGCAAGCUGCUGCAGCAGCACGGCUUUGAGCGCAGCUUGUUGCCCGUUUGGAUCUGCUUGCUGGAGCAUGAAAGCGACUUGGACACAGCCAAGAUAACAGCAAAUCCAAAUGGCUCAAGCAGCUAUGGACUGUUUCAGAUCAACACUCGCUAUUGCCAGCAGGACAGACGCGGCGGCGUUUGCAAUAUCAAAUGCGAAGAUUUGCUGGAUGAGAAUUUGCGUGAGUCGGCCAGCUGUGCUAAGCGCAUACAAACUUCGGAGGGAUUUCGGCAUUGGAACGGCUGGCAACGCUAUUGUCGCAAUACUCAGAAUUUGCCAAAUCUAAAAGUUAUAUGCGGCAUUUAGUUUUUGAUUAUAUGCAAAUACAAAUACAUAUAUGUAUGUAUGGCUAAAAACUACAAAUUAAAUCCCACUGUAGCGUUAUCGCUGUUCAUUGCUUACUUCCGCGCCCACGCUCUCUCUCGCUCGCUUUCGCUCUCACGCUCAUUUGCUUUUGUAGCUUGACGCGCUGCUGUUUGCUUAUCGUUGCUCUCACGCUCUAUCGCCACUCACUUGGCGCGCUCUCUUGCUUUUGUGGAAUGGGGUUUUGCUUUGUGUUUCAUUCGACGACCGCAGCUGAGGCGAGGCGAACGUUUCUGAAAUCGCCUCCGCGUCCACCUUCGGAACAGUUGUAAACGUUUAACAAAUCAAUAUCAUAUUGCUGUUGUUGUUGUUGCUGCUGUUCUAACUGUGAAACGAAUCGAGUACAAAGUACUUGGGUGUAUACUUGGGUGUUAUAUGCAAAUUACUGCAUUGAUCUGUGCUUGAGUGUGAACAACUAUGAAACCCCCUGCAAUAUAUUUACUUGUGAAAAAGUUUAUAUGAGGCAAAUGCCUAUGAAACUUGUGUCAGUGCUUCCCUUUCUUUAAAAAAAUCAGCAAUAUAUAAGUAUAUAUAUAGCUGAGUGGUCCCUCAAUAAAAGCA
This is a messenger RNA of Drosophila busckii, 1173 nucleotides long. Its product is annotated as lysozyme. Lineage: Eukaryota; Metazoa; Arthropoda; Insecta; Diptera; Drosophilidae. The transcript has 3 exons. The record is from RefSeq and is a predicted model, not a curated record. The coding region runs from base 103 to 555 and encodes 150 amino acids.